Clarias gariepinus (North African catfish) is the source of this 4716-nucleotide messenger RNA. RefSeq names its product sterile alpha motif domain containing 1b (gene samd1b). NCBI's taxonomy places the organism in Eukaryota, Metazoa, Chordata, Actinopteri, Siluriformes, Clariidae. Gene Ontology annotation, molecular function: DNA binding; protein binding. The transcript is spliced from 7 exons. The record is from RefSeq and is a predicted model, not a curated record. Bases 176 to 1966 code for a protein of 596 amino acids.
UUUUUCUCUCUCUCUGUCUCUCUGUUUCUUUUUUUUUUCCUUCCCUCUUUUCACCGUCGCUUCAUUUGGAGACACGAGCGGAGCAGCGCAGCGAGGCCACGGACAAAAAAAAAUCUUCUAGAACAAAAAAACAAAACAAAAACAAGCUAAACAAAUUAAGGGGGAAAAAAACACGAUGUCCGAGCCGCGGUACCGAGAGUGGAUCCUGGAGACGAUCGACUCGUUGCGCUCGAGGAAAGCGCGCCCGGACCUCGAGAGGAUCUGCCGGAUGGUGCGCAGGAGGCACGGCUCCGACCCGGACCGCACGCGGGCCGAGCUCGAGAAGCUGAUCCAGGAGCAAACUGUGCUGAAAGUUAACUACAAGGGCUCCGUGUCGUACCGGAACGCCGCCAAAGUGCAGCGGAAAUGCCGGCGGAAGGUCGAGACGUGCACCAAGCACGCCGACGGCAUCAGCGCGGAGCGCGAGCCGUCACCCGGGAGCCGCACGCGCUCCGCUCAAGAGAAGCGUGGAGAGGAAGAGAAGGAAGAAGAGGGAGAGGGGGACGAAGACGAAGAGGAAGAAGAGGAAUCGGUUGUGUCUCCUGCGACAGACGGCUCAGGAGGAGGAGGAGGAGGAGAGACGCACGCGAGCAGCGAUUUGCGCGAGCCCGAGCGGCGAACUUGCGCGAGCGCUCGCAACAAUAAGCAGCAGCAACAACUCCGAGCUGCGAGGAGCGGCGGAACAGCAGGAGGGGACAGAGACAGAGACAGAGCGGAGGAUCUGGGUGACCGGCUCGUGGCGGCGGUGUGGAGUCUGAGCGAGCGGAACAGCCGGUCUCAGAACCACCAGAACCAGAACCACCAGCACGCGCCGCUCGGGCUCAGAGAGAUCCUGGGCUUCCUCGGCACGCAGGCCGGCGGCGCGCACACGGGCGCCGAGAAGCUGACCCGCAGCCGCGUCAAUGUGGUGCUCGAGCGCGAGAUCGAGCGGGGUCGCCUGCGCAGGACGCGCCUCGGUCACAUCUCCGCCGUGCCCGCGCGGAGGGGAGGAGGAGGAGGGGGGGCGGCCAAGGCGUCAGAGGCGUCCGCGCGACUCCCGGCGAGCACGAGCAGGAGCAGCAGCAGCAGCGGCGGCAGCGGCAGCGCGCCGCAGGACGGGCGCGUGUCACCGCAGGAACAAGUAAAGGAAGAGAAGGUGAUGGAGGUGAAGAGCGAGGAGGUUGACAAGAUGGACGAAGAAGCUGAACCCCCUAAAGAAAGCGAGCCCCAGAGCUCCAAACCUGAAGGGGAAGCAGAGGACAAAGUUCACACACCCGCUUCACUUUCAGCCGGCCUGAAGGUGAAGGAGUGUGAAGAUCCGCACACACCUCCGGUCACGGAGGAAGAGGAGCAGCUUCGGCUUUCACCGCUGCCCUCGCCAUCCAAACUGAGCUCCGGUCAUCAGGAACCUGAACAGGCUGGAACUGAAGUUGAAAUGGUGAUGGAGGGAGAGUCUCUUCACACAGAGAGUGUAACACAAGAUCAAAGGGAAGCCGUACCUGACCAAAUAGACACACUCACACAGGAUGAAGCGGUUGUCAUCUCAGACAGUGUGGCGAUUCCACCCUCUAUUCCCAUUAAAUCCUAUUCCGUGUGUAAGGCUGAAGUGGGCGUGUCCUCUUGUCUGCUGACUCCAUCUGCCUCGCCAGGAGCGGCGGAGGAACGAGGGAUGAAUGGAGGAGUUUUUGUAAAGUCGGAGACCAGCAUCACAAAUCCAGUCGACUGGACGGUGGCCGACGUCGCCAGUUAUUUCACAGCGGCGGGAUUUCCAGAGCAGGCUCUCGCUUUCAGGAUGCAGGAAAUCGACGGGAAAUCACUUCUCCUGAUGCAGCGGAAUGAUGUCCUGACCGGCCUGUCAAUCAGACUAGGCCCUGCCCUCAAGAUCUACGAGCGGCACGUAAAGGUUUUGCAGAGGACCCACUUCCAGGACGAUGAAGCUUUCUGCUGAGACAUAAACUUUCAGUUUCUAUAGCGUCCACACGCUCAGAUUUCUCUCUCUCCCUCUCUCUCUCGCACACAAUGGAGCUUAUUACAGAGAAACAAGCAUCUCACAUACACGCUCUCAUGCGCUCCCUUCUGGACUGUUUACAGUGGAGCAUUCCAGAUAUUUGUCUUAAAGAUGCUAGCACACACCACUCACAUUUGUUAUCGUCUCUUUCCAUUCCGGUGAGGAUGAAGCACAUCCAGUGAGGCAUGAAAACGCCCCAGAGACAUCACUGCACACUACGGAGGGACAAAAACAAAGGUGUCUUUUCAUUGAAGAUGGACUGAGAUUAUGGUGUGCAGCUCGGAUGGAUGUGAGUCCUUGGUUCUUGAACUUUGACACGGGAUCAAAUUCAACAGGCGAAGUCGCAGCCGCAUUAUCUGUCCAUUAGGGGGCAGCAGAUGGCGGGGAAAAAAUACAACACGUUAACACACAUUACCCAACAAGUUCGAAGUGUCAAGCACAUAUGGGUAUGAUGGUCAUGGGUGCACAUACUUUUGUACAUUUCUUAUGAGCUCAGGAGGGAAAUAAAAAUGUCUUUUGGUGGAUUCUAGAAUUGAAGACACACCAGUGAUAGGUUUCAUUUUUGAAACUUGGUCUUGCUUGGUUGGUGGUUGCACGGUUUUUUCGGACUUGGUCUAAAAACAGAUUGUGUGCACGGGAUUUCACACCGAUGCUAGAUGUGCUUAGUCGACUGAACAAGGUUUUUUUCCUUUUUUCGGGAGCAAGUGCUUGUCGUGAUCUUUUACAAUGUAUUGCUGAGUCACAGUUUUUGACCUACAUAGCUGUGGCACUGCCUCACGGUCUUCCCUAUGCUUUUGGCUAGGUGCUGUGUGCAGAACGUAUUCUAGAACCCUUCACCGUAGGUUCUGUACUCUAUCCCGGACAAUUAAACUUAUUACUGUAGUGUCUUCAAUUCUAGAAUCCUCCAAAAGGCUCUGGAUUCUGUCUAAGAUGAUAGGAAAUGUACAGUAUAUGGACAAAAGUAUGUGCACUUAUGACCAUCAUACCCAUAUGUGCUUGAUUUUAAACAUCUCCACUCUUCUGAGAGGGCUUCCUCUAGAUUUUGUAGCACAGCUCUAAGGAUGUGCGUUCGUUCAGAUACAAGAGCAUUGGUGAGACGCUGAUGUCGGGAUGUCAACGAGGCUCCAGUUCCAGUUCAUCACGCAGGUGUUCAGUGGGGUUCUGUACAGUCCGGGGCUCUGUGCAGGACACACCUUAACAAACCAUGUCUUCAUGGAGCUUGCUCGCUUUGUGCAAAAAAACAGGUUAGGAUAUUUUAGUUGCAGUAAACAUGAACUACAUCAUACAAACAGAUUGUGAUUGUGGUAACAGUUUUCUUUAAGAAUGAUAUGAUAUGAGUGUGAUGGUCAGACGGAGCACAUACUUUUGUCCAUAUUGCACAGUUUGCAAAAUUGAGCUCGAUUUAAAAAUGCAAAGCGCUGCUGUAGUGCUUAGUGUACUUUAACUUUCCAUUCAGAUCUGGAGUUUGUCGACGGAAUCACAUGGACUCGGAAGCGUCACUCCUGACUGUUGCGCUUUGUACAUAUGUAAAUGUGACCUGUUCGAAUAAUGAAUCAAUGACAAGCUCCUCACCAGCAAUUCCAUUCCUCACAAAACCUUUCACCACGCAUGGUAUUCAGAAAGCAUUUUCUAGUCAGAGUGCUGGUCGACAGUGUGUUUUCUAUGACCCUGGUCACUCUAACACACUGUGGAAUCAUAAUGUUGUACAGCCAACAACGGGAUUUGUGGAUUAAGCAAACUUCAGAUUUAUACUUGGAUUAAUGCAUCCUUUUCCAUUUAUGUCAACUGGCUUUUUGGCCAGCCAGGGUUACUUCAUGGUAGACCAAAAGUUUUUUGUUGUUGUUUGUUUGUUUGUUUUUUUACGAGCCACAAGUAACAUCGCGACAAGUUUGUUAUGGCUAAAAAAAUAAUUGCAGUUUUACUGUAACAUACUGUAGGUAUACACCAGGUUUGGGUCUGUAUAUGUGGUGAUGUCGGUGAUCUGACAUUUACAUACACCUGAUUCACCUCUAGUAGUGUUUGAAAUGAACAAAGCUGGACCAGAGAUGGACACACUGGUCAGUUUUAUUGACACGUCGAUAAUAUUAUUAUUUUUUUUUAAGUAUUUCAUUUAACAUUCCAUUAAGAGUCUUUGCUGAUAUAAAGGCUGGUUGUUACAUUCUGUUGAUGGAGCAUUUCACAAACUUUGAUAAAACUCUAAUAUGACUGAAAAACCCUAAAUACUAUUAAUAAACAAUAAUACCAUUGUUAAUAUUGUAGUUAACAUUUUCCCAUGAGACAAAGUUACUAAAGUAGCGACAUUAAACUGAAGCAGUUACUAAACUGAAGCGAUGUUACAGAGUAAUUAAUAGUAAAAGCGUGCAUUGUUCAUAAGUCACUUUAUAAAGUGAUCUGUGGAUAAAAUGUUGAUAAGGAAAUGCAAUAACAUCCUCAAUCGAUUCCUUCUGAGGAUUUCAGAAUGAUAGUGGGCAAUAUGGCGGACACGAUAAUAUCAUGAUAAUCGAAGGCUUUUUUACUUAUUGUAUGUAUAUAUUUCUUUUUUCUGAUUUUUCUAAAAUAGUUUUAAGAAAAGAACAAAUGUACAAAGGACUAAAAAAGUCUUUCGAAGAAAAAAAAUACCAGUUUGAUACUUCCUUUCAAGCAUUACAAUAAAGAGACUAGGUUUUAACGCUUAGCAUAAAAUGCAGACA